This is a messenger RNA of Fukomys damarensis (Damara mole-rat), 5354 nucleotides long. RefSeq names its product E2F transcription factor 7 (gene E2f7). Gene Ontology annotation, molecular function: DNA-binding transcription factor activity, RNA polymerase II-specific; RNA polymerase II cis-regulatory region sequence-specific DNA binding. Gene Ontology annotation, biological process: regulation of transcription by RNA polymerase II. The transcript has 13 exons. The record is from RefSeq and is a predicted model, not a curated record. The coding region runs from base 207 to 2921 and encodes 904 amino acids. Lineage: Eukaryota; Metazoa; Chordata; Mammalia; Rodentia; Bathyergidae. Gene Ontology annotation, cellular component: RNA polymerase II transcription regulator complex.
AGGCUGGAGACGCGCUGGGCGGGUAGGAACGCUGUCGCAGCCAGGACGCCGAGGGGUCCCCGCCAGCGCUGGGCACUCGGAGCGAGGGUCUGGGCGCCUCCGAUGUCCCCGUCCGGCUGCUGAUACCUGCAUCCUCUUCCCGCGUCGUCGUGGGGCCGCGGAGGUCCCGGCAGAGGCAAAGCGCCUCUUUGGCAAAGCGGGAGUGAAUGGAGGUAAAUUGUUUAACACUAAAAGACCUGAUCAACCCCAAGCAGGCCAGACUAGAGUUGGCAAUUGAAGAUGGGGAAAAUGCACAAAAGGAAAAUAUAUUUGUUGAUCGAUCAAGGAUGGCCCCAAAGACUCCAAUAAAAAAUGAACCAAUUGAUUUAUCAAAGCAAAAAAUCUUCACUCCAGAAAGAAAUCCCAUUACUCCAGUUAAGCUUGUGGACAGACAGCAGACAGAACCAUGGACACCCACAGCCAACCUGAAGAUGCUUAUCAGUGCUGCCAGCCCAGACAUAAGGGAUCGGGAGAAGAAAAAGGGGCUGUUCAGACCCAUUGAAAACAAGGAUGAUGUAUUUACAGACUCUUUGCAGCUUGAUAUUGUCGGAGACAGUGCUGUGGACGAAUUUGAAAAGCAAAGGCCAAGCAGAAAACAGAAAAGUUUAGGACUGCUCUGCCAGAAGUUUCUAGCUCGGUAUCCAAGUUAUCCCUUGUCAACUGAGAAAACUACCAUCUCCCUAGAUGAAGUUGCUGUCAGUCUUGGUGUGGAAAGGAGACGCAUCUAUGACAUUGUAAAUGUGCUGGAGUCCCUGCAUCUGGUGAGCCGAGUGGCCAAGAAUCAGUAUGGCUGGCAUGGACGACACAGCCUGCCAAAAACCCUUAGAACCCUCCAGAGACUAGGAGAAGAGCAAAAAUAUGAAGAACAGAUGGCCCAUCUACAACAGAAGGAGCUAGACCUGAUGGAUUAUAAGUUUGGAGAGCAUAGAAAAAAUGGCUAUCCGGAUUCCCAAGAUCAGCAGUUACUGGAUUUCUCUGAACCUGACUAUUCCUCUUCAUCUGCGAACAGCAGAAAAGAUAAGUCUCUGAGAAUUAUGAGCCAGAAGUUUGUCAUGCUAUUCCUCGUCUCCAAAACCAAGAUUGUUACUCUGGAUGUGGCUGCUAAAAUACUGAUAGAAGAAAGCCAGGAUACCCCAGACCAUAGUAAAUUUAAAACAAAGGUACGACGCCUCUAUGACAUAGCCAAUGUUCUGACCAGCUUGGCUUUGAUAAAGAAAGUGCAUGUAACAGAAGAGCGAGGCCGAAAACCAGCCUUCAAGUGGAUCGGUCCUGUGGACUUCAGCUCCAGUGAUGAUGAACUAGUGGAUGUUUCUGCAUCUGUCUUACCAGAACUGAAAAGAGAAACAUAUGGCAAGAUUCAGGUCUGUGCAAGACAGAGGCUGACUCGUUAUGGUUCCUUUAAUACAGUUCAGACUUCUGAGAGGAUGGAAAGGAAAGUGAUCUCAGAACCCAGCAGCCCAUACAGAAAGGAACAAGGAUCGGGUGGUUAUUCCUUAGAAAUUGGAAGUCUAGCUGCUGUCUACAGGCAGAAAAUAGAAGAUAAUUCACAUGAAAGCACCUCUGUCAGUAAGAGAGUGGUAUCUACAGCAGGCAGCUCAGAGACCGGCUUCCCUGUUGACUCUGAAUACUGUGUUAAUCCAUUAGCCCACCAAGUAUUUUCUGUUGCUCAAGACUUGCCAACAUUCUCCAUGCAGAACAGUCUGAAUGGACAAGUAGGCAUCCCCCUUGCUCCCGUGUCCUCUGAUGUGGAGAGCAUGAAGCCACCUCUGCUUGCCGGCCAGUCCCUGGUGUACGUGCCCUCCACCUCACUGUUCAUGCUGUGUGCAAGCCUGCGGGAGGGACCAUCCCCAGAGUCGGGGUCAGAAGGGGAUGGCAGAAGCUCGGAGAUCCCAGCCACAGCAGAGCUGUCCUUGACACCUUCCAGUCAGAAACGCCUCUGUGAGGACAAGAAGUCCUGGGAGGAGCACGAGCCUGCCACUAAACGACAAAGUCGGGAACUUGAAGACAGCCCCUUAUCCCUGGUCUUGCCCAAGAAACCUUCAGAUUCCAUAGAAUUUGCCCCUGGCAAGAGUAUGGGCAACAGGGGCUCUGCAUCCCUAGAAGACACUCAUGUGCAUGGUCCACACCCUGCGGCAGAAGAGGUUUCAGGAAAUGCUACAGCAAACUGCUUUGUUUCUUCUGAGUGUGAAAAUCCUUCAAGAAACACAGAUACUGAAAAGCCUUCAAAAGGAAAUGAAAGCACCAAAGAAGCAUCUUUGCUGCAGUAUCUUUAUGUGCAGUCUCCAGCUGGAUUAAAUGGCUUCCAUGCACUCCUCUCUGGCAGUCAAACCCCCCACUCUGUGGGACCACCCUCAGGUCAGCUGCCAUCCUUCAGUGUUCCUUGCAUGGUCUUACCGUCUCCGACUAUGGGCCCUUUUCCUGUUGUCUAUUCUCCGGCAAUGCCCGUGCCGAUUUCUUCUGCUCCUGGCACUCUCCCAAACACAGGACCUGUGAAUUUCAGCUUGCCUGGCCUUGGAUCUGCAGCUCAUCUUCUCAUCAGCCCUGCAGCCAUGAUUAAUCCAAAGUCAUCCACGCUGCCUUCUGCAGACCCUCAGUUUCAGGGGCAGCCCUCACUGCACCUGAGUCCUGUGAUGGCAAGGUCACACAACGUCAUCCAACCUGAGUCCCCUGUUUACAUAGGACAUCCAGCCUCAGUCGUAAAAUUACAACAGUCACCUGUUCCAGUGACACCAAAGAGUAUGCGACGCACACACCGUGAGACAUUUUUCAAGACACCUGGCAGCCUUGGAGACCCUGUCCUUAGGAGUAGAGAAAGGAAUCAAUCACGAAAUACCAGCUCAGCCCAGAGGAGACUAGAAAUCCCCAGCAGCGGGCCAGACUAAACUGAUGCUUUGGCAGGUGGAGUGGGAUCAGGCCACCUAAAUUUCCCUGUGUCACGGGCGAUGUCCUCAGUGGAACAUAACCAUGAGUCCUCAGCUCGUGUCCUUGCUCUCUUUCAUUCACUGGUUCUGUUAUCUCCCCAGCGUCGUGGAUCAUCUAUGUUCCUGAAAGUCGUUAUUACUAAUUGUGCAUGUGAUGCCAGCUAGUGCAGGCUCUGCAUGGUGUGUCACACUGAAAGCACUGACUGACUAAUGUGGUUUUGAUUCAAGAAUCAUCUGAUUCCUGGACAUAGAUCUGAACAGGCUUCUGGAGCCUUGUGGUUUUCCUGAAGGGGGGCUGUCUAGCACUUAACCAGGGUAAGCACUCUUGAUAUGUAUUUCCACUUGCCCUGAGUAAAUCUGUGGUGAGAGAACUUUCUUUCUGCAGUUUAAAAAAAGCUACUGCUUCUUUAGGCUUCAUCAGGAAGCCACCUUCAGUUAUGAAUCCUAUGGUAUUAUUUAUUUUGUUCCUAAAAUGGGAUUUAGUGCAAAGAGUUUACAACUACAGCCUGACACAUACUUUUCAGGGUAUGACGACUUGAAUGUUUGUACUUUUUCCUCUAAUUUGCCCUGCACUUACUCUAUAAAUGUAUAUAUAUGACAAGCACCGAGGCCAAAAUAACCGAAUGACACCUGGCUACGACUGAACUGUGCUAACCCGAUCCAGUCAUGAGAACUAAGGUGAAGUCUAGGCACCUAAUGGCUGCUUCUCAAGUAACGUGAGAACAGUGAGGUUUUACUAUUUGUAAAAAUUCCACUGUGUUCAGUUUCUUCCAUUACAUGCCCUAUGGUGUUUUGUUUUGUUGUUUUGUUUAAGUGUUAAUUGUAGAGCACCAGGUAUGGAUGCCUUUUAACAAUCAUUUGUAAAAAAUGAAUCAAGAUGGUAAAAAGUAAUUACCUGGAAAACCAGAGCCUAGGUGAGACUCUGAUUGAAAUACUGAACAGUGAUGGUAUAGAAACAGAUGUAGGUCAAUAAGUAAUUCUUCUGGGCUUCUUUUUUAAACUUGUUUUAUUCUUAAUUUCUUUCUACCCUUGAGAAGGGUAGAAGGAAAAAUGGGCACAUGAUGUUCCAUUGCCAAGAAAAUGCAAACCACAGUUAGAUGGCAUUCCCGCAGAGUAACGGUGAGUGCAGAGGUUCGUUGUUCUAGCACAAAUACAAUUCUGGAAACUGUUAUGCAAUACCCCUUUAUAAAGUACAUUAUUUUAGGGGUUCAUUAAGGAACCAAAUUACUUCAUUGUAGUCUAGAUUUAUUGAUAUUUACUUCACUCUUACUUUCUUCAAAUGGAAUCCUUCGUUCCUUCUCUACUUCCUUUUCUUCUCUCCCUUUCUUUGUUCUCUUCUCCUUGUUAAACUUUUAGCUUAGAUUUAGAAUCUUAGCAUAGAGCUAUUUUGGGGGGGAGCCAAUAAAAUGUUAUAUGAAAAAAUAAAAAUAUUAAUUUAAGGGACUCUGGGAGUCUGAGUAAAGUAGCUUUAUAUUAACUACAGGAUACUGUUAGCCUUAUUACCCCCACAAGAUUUUUGAAAACUUGAGGUAGGUAGCCAGAUUAAAUAAAUCUGCUACUUAUAUCAAAUUUUUAUCAACACUAAACUUUUAAAGUUUACAAGAUGGUAUUUUUCCCCCUUUUUACAGUCUUCUUUGAAGUUAGAUUAAGAAUGUAGCUCCAGCCAUCCACAAUUGCAUAGUAAUGAUUACUCUGAACUAAUACUGAGGGUUCCUUAUGAAAAUACAGCUUUUUCAAGUAGAUUACAGGAUAUGCAGCAUAUAAAUCUGAGCAGGGUACCGACAUUUUAAAUCUAUCAUGCUCUAAAACUUCCACAAAAUGUCUUCACUGAAAGGCCCAUGUUUAGAUGGAAGCAAAUUGUUUUUUUUCCCCUCACUGUUUCCGGAUGCUCUCUCCUUCAUUUAUCUUGUUUGCUGUCUUUUUUUUUAGCUCUGAUAUGACCAUCUUAAGCUCAGAGAAUUCAUGGUUCUUGAGAGGUAUUAAGAAAUAAUCCCCAAAUAAUAAUGUGACAACUUUGUGACCACACUUAGCAAUAGAAAAAACUAAGAAAGAUUCUUUUGUUUUCAAUACCAAUUUUUUAAUGUGGCUUUCAGUUACGUAAAAAUAAUCAGUGGUGGUUUCUGUCAGGAAAAUGAUUCUCUUACAGAACAACUGAUGAUAGUGAAGCUGCUAAGCUCGAUUUGGAGAUUUUGGGGUAGGGAAGAAGCAUUGGCAAUCUUGAGUCUAUCAUUGCUUAAUUUAGUAAAAGAGAACCGUAAUUGUUGGUGAUCCUGCUAAGGAAAUGCAGCUGAGUCAGCACUGAGGAUGUGUGUGCCCUACACUGUCCAGGGUUUGUGAAACCCUUUUCGUUCUGGUACAAGAGUUGGGGGUAUAACUUUUAUACUUGAAUCUACC